UUCGCCCUCUUUUCCCGCGUAUAGCACAACAUGCUCGUUACCAAGCAGAACAGAAAGGCCAUUUACGAGACGCUCUUCAAGGACGGUGCCGUCGUCGCUGCCAAGGACUUUGACCUCCCCAAGCACCCCGAUAUCGAUGUCCCCAACCUUGAGGUUAUCAAGAUGAUGCAGUCUUUGACCUCCAAGGGUUUCGUCAAGACCCAGUUCUCGUGGCAGUACUACUACUACACCCUCACCGAUGAGGGUAUUGACUACCUCCGUGAAUACCUUCACUUGCCCCAGGAGAUUGUUCCUGCUACCUUGAAGAAGUCUGCUCGUCCCGCCGCUCCCCGUCGUGCCUUCGGUGAGGGUCGUGAGGGUGGCCGUGGUCCCCGUGGUGAUCGUGAUGACUACCGUCGCAAGGAAGGUGCCAGCGGUGACUUCAAGCCUGAGUUCCGUGGUGGUUUCGGUCGUGGCCGUCGCGAGUAAACAAAAAACCAACAAUAAAAAAGGCUACAUUCCAUCAACCUUAUCGUAUUGUGUGUAGAUAUACAAAACAAAGUGCUUUAUAUAUAAACAAAUGAUAGGCGCCACAAUAUUAGUUGGAUACUAUUUAACCAAACUAUUACUAUUAUUACUACUCACUGUUGCCAUUGUGGCACUACUACUGCUAUUUACCAACAUAUUUUAUUAUUAUGAUCAUGACCGUUCAUACAUUAAUUGAGGGGAAAAAGGAUUGACAUAAAGUAUGUGGCUCACUAAUCAUACUUACCAGUUCAGUUCAUUAUCUUGUAUACAACGGUUGCACAACAUGCUUGUGGAGUGGCAACUAUCUUGUCCAACUGUCAAACUUGUCUUUUUCUAUGUGCAGCCCCAACAAAUGUUUUCG
Zychaea mexicana is the source of this 868-nucleotide messenger RNA. Its product is annotated as Plectin/S10 domain-containing protein. NCBI's taxonomy places the organism in Eukaryota, Fungi, Mucoromycota, Mucoromycetes, Mucorales, Lichtheimiaceae. The transcript has 6 exons. The record is from RefSeq and is a predicted model, not a curated record. Gene Ontology annotation, molecular function: RNA binding; structural constituent of ribosome. The coding region runs from base 31 to 468 and encodes 145 amino acids. Gene Ontology annotation, cellular component: cytosolic small ribosomal subunit.